CAACGCAUCUCUGGUUGCAGCAUCCCUGCUGAUGAUGUUAUUAUCUGGAGCACAAAAAGGGGCAGGACACGGGGAAUAGAUACAAGGAGGUGAGGAGAAAGAGAAGGACAUCUGUAGGAGGCAGAGGAGCAGAGCUUGGUGCCGAGUUACUGGGUGUGGAGACGGUUAUCUGUGAGGACGGCUAUCUUCUCCAUGUUAACAAGCUCCCAGAGGAGCGCCUGUGUUGCUAUUGAGGAGCAAGGAGAAGUAGAGGAGGAGGGGUAGACAGAGAGGGGGGGGGGGGUGCUCCUUCUCCUAGGGAUAUUACCCCUCCUCUAUAGCUGCCGGCUACUGUUCCCUUUUCAGCUUCUUUCUAAGACAUCAAGAGGGUAGGUAGAUAUAAUCUGGGAAGGCAUAUGGGGUUACAGCUUGCUCGUCACGUUGGCAGGAUUAGAAGCCUAGCCUGUAACAUAGAAAGGCAUGUAGGUAUAGGCAUACACAUCACAGUGCAAGAAAAUGAUGUUGUGUUGUCUAAAUCAUACAAAGAUACUGUGUGUAAAAUUUCUGUGAGAAACCAUUGUGCUUUAUGCUAAUGUUAUGUACACUGUCUUUGUAUGGCUAAGACAAAAAGCUCUGAUUUGUGAUUGGUUGUAGGCUUAAACUGCACAUGUUCCUCAUUAAGAGUGCAGGCAAGACAGGAUGCACUGAGGAGGGUGGGAUGGUUCACGUGUCUUUGUUUUCACGGUUUGUCUGUGACACCACUCUGUGUGAUACCGCUUCCCAAUAAUGGCAGGCAAGAAAUGUAUAUGGCAAAAAUUCAAAUAAUAUUUAUCUUCUGUAGCUCCUGACCGUCAUACAUUAUGGGUUAGUGUUAGGGUUCAUUAUUCAUUAUUUUAUUUACACCCCUGUUUAUGCAUGUAAAAAAAUGACUUCCAGUAUAACAUUCCCAUGUCAAUAUUUAUGUAUACAUGUGUUUGUUUGCGGUGUGUUUUUGUAUGCCUGCUUGUUUGUAUUUGUAUGUGCUCUCAGUCUGUGUGUGUGUUCUGUACUCCAGAGGUUAUAUGGGUGGGUGUCAGAUUCUGUCAGUUUGUGUAUACCAGUACCUCACACUGCAUGUUACAUGUGUCAGGGUUGGUUUUCCUUGGUAUCCUAUCUUCUUUGUUCUGCCACAUUCUUUCACUGCUUCUGGUGCCCACAUCCUGCCCACAACACCCACCUCUGGCCUGCUGGCACAACCGGUUGUGGGCUUUAUUCAGAUGGAAUGGGGGAGGGGUGCAUGUGCUUCAACUAUUCAUGUUGACAGGAACAAACUCUAGACAAACCAUGAACCAGCCAAGAAAUGCAAGGUUGAUUCUGAGAAUGAGGAUAACGUUUCAAGCGCUGAUAUGUUAUGGAUCUGCACGUGAUAAGGUUCUAUGUAAAAAUGCUCAUUGUGUUUUGCAGGUUUUUCCCCCUGAGAGAAUGUACCCGUUGGAAUCCCAACGCUUCCGCAGACCUCAGUCCAGAAAGGGAAAAUCUGUGUCAGUUUUGAGACUCAUUGGGGACUGAGAGACAGAACCAGUGACACAGAGACCUGAGACACCCACAACAGAGAAAAACGCAUCUAUCUUCUCUAUCCUACAGCUUCCUGUCAGUUAAGAGCAUGGAUCUGACCACAGUCAAGACCACUGCUAGCUUUCUUUCCAGCACACCCAGCACAUCCAACCCUCCCAGCAUCUCCCUCCUCCCAGUCACCACAGACGCCAGGAUGGAGAGGGACAACAUCACAUCCAGGACAACACUGAUGACCUUAACGAUAACCACUAAUGAGACAAGUUUCAAUUCCACCAAACUUCCAGAGGUUGCUGUCGAAGGCUCAGGAAUUGGCAUGGUUCUAGUACCAUUCGGCAUCAUCACUGUCAUUGGUCUGGCACUUAUCAUUAUGCUGUACAUCAGAAAAAGGAAGAGGCUGGAGAAGCUAAGGCACCAGCUCAUGCCCAUGUACAACUUUGACCCGGCAGAAGAGCAGGAUGACUUAGAACAGGAGCUGCUGGAUCACGGCCGUGAAGGCACCCUCACAGGACCCAACGCCAAGACCCUCACAACCUCCCAGGGGACGACCCAGAGGCCGAGUCGUCUGGUCUUCACAGACGUAGCCAACGCUCUCAAUGCGUAACAGCACUCUUCCAGGCAGGAGUGGGUUUGUGGGGGCUCGUUUUCCCAUCAUGGAGAUUUGUUGCUCAGGAAGAAUAAAAAUUAAAACUGGAUUUGAGUCGUGGAAGUAUGGAUGAUACCAGAGGCGUGUAUCAUUGUAGCAUGGUGUUUGUUUAACUGUGAUUGUCGUCCACAAUAUUAAGAUUUUCACUGUCACCUGAGUUCUUCUCAGUCAUCUUCUUCAGAGACUGUUUUAGAAAUGUAGGAUGUGAACUGUCUGGAACAGAUCAUCUUACACUGUUUGUCAGCCAGAGCACAAGGGUUGUGUACUUGUGUGGGAUAUAACUGAUAGCAGGACCUUUGGAGUGUUCUCUAAUAAAUCUGAGAGCUCUCUAAGAAAAAUACUUUGUCAAAAAAUCUUUGUCUACAUGUUCAUAGGAAACUUUGUUGGAAAAUGUAAAAAGAAGUUUGACAAAAGAGAGGGCUCAAGCUGUUUAGCAAAAUGUGAGGUUUUGACUUCUCGAUGUAAAAGUUGUGGGCUUGAGGCUGAGAACACAUAGGCAUAUUGAAGACACUGGACAUAGAGCUCUGGAUGUGUUCACUGCAUGGGGAACAUCCAUGUCACUCCACCAUAACAUGGCUUCAUUCCCACUCCCCUGAUGAACUCUGGACAUUCCCUCAAAUGUUAGUGUUUUCAUGAGUAAUGAAGAACUGUUGUUUUUCAAUAAACAUUCAACCUCCAA
Molecule: messenger RNA, 2855 nt
Organism: Osmerus eperlanus (European smelt)
Lineage: Eukaryota; Metazoa; Chordata; Actinopteri; Osmeriformes; Osmeridae
Exons: 4
Coding region: 1622-2134 (170 amino acids)
Source: RefSeq, a predicted model, not a curated record